UCACAGCUUAGAUAUAUCCAACUAACAGCAAACAUAAUCAUCAUAUAUGGCAGAAAAUAAGAGCAAGAUAUUGAUCAUAGGAGGAACCGGGUACAUCGGAAAGUUCAUUGUAGAGGCAAGUGCAAAAGCCGGACAUCCCACUUUUGUGUUGGUCAGAGAAACCACAACCAAACAUCCUGACAAAUCCAAGCUUCUUGACAACUUCAAAAAUAAUCUUGGUGUCACACUUCUUAUUGGAGAUAUUCAUGAUCAUGAAAGUUUGAUGAAUGCAAUCAAAUUAGUUGAUGUUGUGAUCUCAAUGGUUGGUGGAGAAUUGAUAGGUGACCAAGUCAAGCUCAUUGCAGCUAUUAAGGAAUGUGGAAAUGUUAAGAGAUUUCUACCUUCAGAAUUUGGAACUGACGUGGACCGUGUCACUGCGGUCGAGCCAGCCAAGAGUGCCUUUGCAAGAAAGGCAGCCAUCCGAAGAGCCAUUGAAGCCGCAGGAAUCCCACACACAUUUGUAGUAUGUAAUGGUUUUGCGGGAUACUUUUUACCCACCGUGGGCCAAAUGAACACUUACACAGCCCCUAGAGAGAAAAUUACCAUCCUUGGCGACGGAAACCCGAAAGCCAUUUUUGUCAAAGAAGAGGAAAUAGCUUCGUGUACCAUUAAAGCAAUUAAUGACCCGCGUACCUUGAACAAGGUAUUGUUUUUCAGACCCAAAGGCAACACGGUUUCGUUUAACGAACUUGUUUCCAUUUGGGAAAGCAAAAUCGGAAAGACCCUCGAGAAAACAUAUGUUUCCGAGGAACAACUACUCAAAAACAUCCAAGAGGCCCCUUUUGGCUUAAGCAUUGUAUUGUCCAUAAUGCAUUCUGUUUUGAUCAAUGGUGCUGCAACAAACUUUGAAAUCGAACCGUCUUUCGGUGUGGAGGCUAGUGAGCUCUAUCCCGAAUUCAAGUUCACCAGCGUCCAUGAGUAUCUUGAUCAAAUUGUCUGAAGUCUUUGUUUCGUAUAAUCGAAUAAUUGUCUACUUUAUGUAAUUCAUCUUACGAGCCGUUUGGUUUGUGUAAUGCAAUGAAAUUAUAAUUGGAAAUUUUUACCUUCAAAA
This is a messenger RNA of Erigeron canadensis, 1090 nucleotides long. Its product is annotated as phenylcoumaran benzylic ether reductase POP1-like. The transcript is spliced from 5 exons. Bases 47 to 979 code for a protein of 310 amino acids. Gene Ontology annotation, molecular function: oxidoreductase activity. The record is from RefSeq and is a predicted model, not a curated record. Lineage: Eukaryota; Viridiplantae; Streptophyta; Magnoliopsida; Asterales; Asteraceae.